GGAGUGUCUUUCUCCUGAAAUCAGUGGAGCAGUCGGUCACCUAGGCAAGAGCUCAGUACUAUGGAGAGCUCCUUAGCCUGGCUGUAUGUUGACCAGCUCCCAUGGGCUCUCCUCUGCCUCUGGCAACUGUCUCCAGGGAACUCCCAUUGGGAGCUCACUCAAGUGUCCCCUUCCUGCUCGAGCCAACGGAUCCAGCACCCCACAGGCCCCAGGUGUGUCCUCUCCAUCCCCAUCCUGUGGGAGACACGGAGCCAGAACAACCCAGCGGAGUCCGUUGAGCCCCAGAUCUGACCGCAGAAGAGCCGUUGGGGACCUUUCCCUGGGGUGGCAGGGAUGUCAGCAGCAGUAAGCCACCCAGAAAUGUGGAACAAGCAUCAUAGAAAGCAGCUGCUGAGAGCCCAGUAUGGACGAGGCUCCUGAACAGAAGGAAGGCAGCCUGGGCCGUGUGAAGAAUUACCAGAGAGAGUAAGUAGGUCAACAUCUCCAGGGAGCCUUCAGGAGACAGCACUCGUGUCUGAGCCCAGCUGAAGGCAGCUCUAGGAUCUGAGUGUAGAUGCCCCAUCCCAGUACCCAGGCAUGGGCCCCUACCAGGCCAGCCUUGAGCAUUGGCCCCAGCACCCUGCUAUUUCUACUAACCCUGGCCCCAUCUUCCCUCUGUCUGUCCCCUGAGAAGGAAAGAUGGGCUCUCCCCGGGAAGGAGAGUUUAGGGCUAAGAGGCUCCCAGGCUGGGGAGCCCUGGACCCCCAGAGCAGGAGACAGCCAGCAAAAGACCAGCCCUGACCUUGGAAGCAAGGAGCUCAGGUUUCCAGACCAACAAGGCCGAAGGGGGCCAAGACACACCUGCGGGCAGAAAGAGUUUUCGCCAGGCUCUGAAUCACAGCAGCAUGUCUUUGGCAGUGGGACCAGCCUAACCAUCCUCAGUCAGCCCAAGGUGACCCCCACCAUCCAUGUCUUUGCUCCAUCCCAAGAUGAGCUAGCCACCAAUAAGGCCACCCUCGUGUGUCUCAUGAGUGGCUUCUACCCAAGAACAGUGGAGGUGGCCUGGACCAAAGAUGGUUCCCCCGUGUCCCAGGGUGUGGAGACCACUCCCAGCUCCCGCCAGAGCGACAAGUACUCAGCCAGCAGUUACCUCUCAGUCUCUGCUGACCAGUGGCUGUCAGCCAACACCUUCACCUGCAAGGUCACCCACGAUGGCAAGGUCAUCCAGAAGGAGCUCUCUCAGAGCCAGUGCACUUAGAUGCCCACAUCUCUCCUGCACCCCUCCCUCUCUCCCCACACAUGGGCUUCCCCAGCUCAUGCUCCCCUCUCCUUGCUUUCAAUAAACAUC
Phascolarctos cinereus (koala) is the source of this 1327-nucleotide messenger RNA. Its product is annotated as immunoglobulin lambda-like polypeptide 1. Lineage: Eukaryota; Metazoa; Chordata; Mammalia; Diprotodontia; Phascolarctidae. The record is from RefSeq and is a predicted model, not a curated record.